AUGUCCGGAAGCAAAAAGCCAUUCUCUACCUUCCGACUGUUAUCAUUCGAUAUCUACGGCACUCUCAUAGAAUGGGAAAAGGGGAUCAUAGACGCCCUCUCACCCAUCCGAGCACGUCUACCAGACUCUUCUCCUCUAAAAACCGACGAUCUAGCGCUUGCUUCUCUAUUCGUCAAACAUGAACUGAGACUGCAAUCCACCAACCCGGGAAGAACAUAUGACAAGAUCCUGCGAGAUGCGUAUAUCAGUGUUGCAACGGAACUAUUACCACCACCAUCAUCCUCAUCUCCAGAGAACAAAGAAUCAGUACCAAAUGCAGAAACACUCCAAUCUGAAGGGGUAGCUCUAGCCGAAAGCAUCGCCAUCUGGCCCCCGUUUCCCGAUACGAUUGAUGCAAUGCGCAAACUGAAGCGGUUGGGGUUUAUAUUGGUGCCUGUGUCUAACGUGGAUCGGGACUCAUUCGGCAAAACGCUAGCUGGUCCGUUGGCUGGUCUUUCUUCUCGUCUGUCGGGGUCAGCACCGUUUUUUGAUGCGGUAUACACGGCGCAGGAUAUCGGGUCGUACAAGCCGGACCUUAGGAACUUUGAAUAUCUGAUUUCCCAUGCUGAGUCACAAUUUGGCGUUCAGAAGCAUCAGAUACUGCAUGUUGCGCAGAGCUUGACGCAUGACCAUGUGCCUGCGAAGCAGAUUGGGUUGGAGAGCGUGUGGAUUGCUCGGGGGAAGGAUGGGGUCAGCGGUAUUGGAGGCGAUGUUGAAGCGCUGGAGGGACGGACUGCGUUUGCAUGGCGAUUCAAGGACCUAGGUGAAUUUGCGGAUGCUGUUGAGGCCGAGUUGCAGAAGUAG
Molecule: messenger RNA, 843 nt
Organism: Talaromyces atroroseus
Lineage: Eukaryota; Fungi; Ascomycota; Eurotiomycetes; Eurotiales; Trichocomaceae
Exons: 1
Coding region: 1-843 (280 amino acids)
Source: RefSeq, a predicted model, not a curated record